AUGAGCAGCGCCGCGAGCGCCAGACACCUCGCCGCUGUAGGGGGCGACGCUGAGAACCUCCAGGAAGGGUUAGGGAGCCGCGGCCAAACCGCUGGCGCCGGCAUCACAUGCCGGCAAUCUGGCCGGCGAGGUGGAGGCGGAGGAGGAGGGGCGGAGGAGGAGGGGCGGGAUCAGAGCGCUGCGCUGGAGAGCUCCCAGGGAGCCCCCCAGUCCUGGAGCAGCCGCUGCCCUCCCCCCCUGGAUGAGGGCGAGCGCCGUGUCUCUCAGACCCUGUACGACACCCUACUGGCGCUGGGCCACACGCCCGUCACCAUGCCAACGCCACGCCCUCCCAUGGUGGGCCGCAUGGGUGACUUCCAGUUAUCCCCAACAGUGAACAUGCCCCGGGAUGACACUGUCAUGAUCGAAGAUGAUAGGCCGCCCGUUCUGCCUGCACACAUGUCCGACCAAUCGUCUUCCAGCUCCCAUGAUGACAUGGGUUUCGUGGGCGGGGCCCCGCUGACUUGGGCCCCAGACAUACCAGAUCACAACGAAUGCUCCCUCAGUCCGGACACCGACCCUGACGCCUCGUUCCUCCGCGAGGGCUUCGGACGCCAGAGCGUGUCGGAGAAACGCACCAAGCAGUUUGGAGACGCCAGUCAGCUGGAGAUCAUCCAGACCCGCAAGUCCAAGAGCAUGGACCUGGGAUCCAGGCCAAGAGCUUGGAGCUCCGGGAGAAGCAGGGCCAGGGAGCGGGACUACGCAGAGAUCCAGGACGUGGAGCACACCUUCAGCUCUGAGGAGGAGCCCCUGUACGCUGGCAUAGCAUCCCUCAACUCCUCCAUGGACAGUAGCCAGCUGGAGAGCCUCCACAAUCACCACUACCACCUCCCCCUGGACCCCCAGGACCCCCAGCUUUCCCAGGGGGGGGACCAGACCCUGGAGGCUCUCUACGCCCGGGUCAACAAGCCUCCCCGCAACGGACGACCUCCCUCUGCCGACAGCAGUCACGUGGCGCCUAGCAACCAUGACCGGAUACACAUGCUGAGGCAUGAGUUCCAGGCUGCCAGACAGGAAGAGGAGGAGCCAGCUGAGAGGAGACACACCUACAGCUUCGACCUGCAGCAGAGACAGCAGUCCUGGAGCCACGCGGGCGGCUGCAUGCAGACGGGUCGUCACUCUGUGUCGGUGGAGUCUCAGGCCCAGAGACAGAGACAGGACGAGACAGAGGCCUUCCAUCAGGCCCAGAGACAGUACUGCUCACUGCCACGGCAGCCUCGCAAGAAUCCCAGCGUGGCGUCUCAGGACGCGUGGGAGCACGUCCCCCCGCCCAGCGAGGGCUUCCAGUCGGCCAAAGAGAACCCCCGCUACUCCAGCUACCAGGGCUCUCGCGGCCCCGCCCCCAGGAACGGGUACCUGGGCGCGGGCGGCGGCUUCAACGCCCGCGUGAUGCUGGAGACCCAGGAGCUGCUGAGGCAGGAGCAGAGACGCAGGGAGCAGGAAAGCCAGGCCAGGCUGCCGCCCACACAGGAGAGCCCCCCCAGCAGCUCCUUCCAGACCCAUAGGGACGCUACUCCAGCCCCAGGCUCUGCCCCGGGCCUGGUCCCACCAAAGGGCCCCUACAGGCAGGACGUGCCCCCCUCCCCGAAGCAGCUGGCUCGGCUCAGCAGGAUGCAGACGCCAGAGAAGGGACGGCCUUUCUACUCCUGAGGGUGUGGGAGGAUGAGAGGAGGAACGUUUGAUCGAUCCACAGCAAUAAUGGAAUAAUCUGAAUCUUCUGUGGUCUACGGGAUGAAUUUAUUGGAUGCAAGUAUUUUGAUGUCUGAAAUGUGGAGGGGGGGGUAGACUGCAUAUGUGUUGUGUCUAGACAUCAUCCAAACGAGUGCCUUGUGGUCUAAUGACUGUUGAGUCUGGUGUUGUCUAAUCUCUGUACCCAGAAGUUCAUUUUUAUAUGAAUUCAAAAGUCUUAAUUCGGAGAGUAGGCGUAGCUCCUCAUUAAGGUGUGUGUGUGUGUGUGUGUGUGUGUGUGUGUGUGUGUGUGUGUCAGAUGCUGACAGGCUGUGAGGUUAGGCUGUGUGGUUGACCUCAGGACCCAGAGCAGGGUUUGGACACAACUCCAGAGCUUACAAGAAAAUCCCUCUUGGUGUCAGAUGCCCUGCUUAGAAAUAGACCCUCUCUCUUCAUCUCUCAUUCCCUUUUUUCUUCACUCUUGCUUUCAUUUUCUCUCUCUUUUCUUUUAUCAUCUCCCUCCCAGCUUUCCCUCUAAUUUUCUCCUCCCAGUUUUAAACUGGCUCUUAUGAACACAAGCACACUCCCUUACUGUUACACAGUAUAUCUCUCCAUUCUCUCCUUCUGUUGUGGUUUAGAUAUCCUUUCACUGGGAACCCCCCUCUCCCUCUCUGGGGACCCCAUAGGGUCUAAACGAGGUCAGGUUUGGGUUAUUAAUUAAUGCACCUCAUGAAAAAUGGAUCUGUGUGGCGUCCCAAAGGAUUAGAGGGAGGGAGGGGGGGAGGGAGGGGGUGAAGACAGGCUGUGAGGUAGAACUGCCUUCUCUGGGCCAAGCCUGUGAGAUUGUAACCCAAGCCAGGCGUAGCUGACCAGACCUACUCCUUUCCACUGAAUAUUUUAUCGUGGAUCCUGGGAAGCCACAAAUGCCACACAGACACUCCCUCCCCCCUCCCACAUAGCCACAGGAACGUGACCAGUUUGACGACCUGCAGUCUCAAUGGGGUCAUUUGAUCAAAACAAGCACUUGUCACUCGUGUUUUAAAAGUCUUUAUAUUUUACCUCCUUUCUAUAGGUUUGAGAGAAUGUGUGUGUGUGUGUGUGUGUGCAUGUUAUUGACACUGUGUGUGUUGUAGUAUGUUAACAGUGCCUGUAAUAGGACCCUCCCAUGGCGGUGGAUAAGUAUUGGCGGCAGUGUAACAGAUUAGGUGAUGACACGGCACUUUGAGAGGAGAAGUCUGGGAAGAAUGACCUGCAAAUUGUCUUUUCCCCUGAACUACUCUCUCUUUCUCUCUCCCUCCCCUUCUCUCCCCUUUCCCAUUUCUAUCUCUCUUUUUUAUCUUUCCCCCCCUCACCUCCCUUUUGGGGUAGAGAGGUCUAAGCACGCAGAGACACAACAGCUGUUGUCGGUGCUUGAUAUUUCCACAUUCCAUGUGUCUCUGGUACGACAGGGAAGAGGUGCAAGUGCCAGCUAAAUCAGAGAGUGGGAUUCUGUAUGCAAAAUUGAAACGAUAGUAAUAAUUCCCCUCUUGCAUUAUUUGUGUUUUGUAAUAACAGUCCUUUUUAAGCAUGGCUUGUUUCCGAGACACAUGGAACAGCCCCACGGGGCAGCAGUGUGAAUCAUGAGACAAACGACCGUGUUGUGUUUUUAUAAGACUCUUCAUGAUCUGUAUUUUGGUACGGGGUUGCCACGGUGACUAAGGUAAGCACAGUGCAAUUGGUUUCUUUUACAUGGUGUAAUAAAACUAUAUUUAGCCUCUGUCUCUGUAUGUACAUAUCAGAUUUUACAAUAAAGAAAUGUUUAUAGCUG
Osmerus eperlanus (European smelt) is the source of this 3514-nucleotide messenger RNA. Its product is annotated as partitioning defective 3 homolog. Gene Ontology annotation, biological process: establishment or maintenance of epithelial cell apical/basal polarity; microtubule cytoskeleton organization; establishment of cell polarity. The record is from RefSeq and is a predicted model, not a curated record. Gene Ontology annotation, molecular function: phosphatidylinositol binding. Lineage: Eukaryota; Metazoa; Chordata; Actinopteri; Osmeriformes; Osmeridae. Gene Ontology annotation, cellular component: cell cortex; apical junction complex; adherens junction. Bases 1 to 1689 code for a protein of 562 amino acids. The transcript is spliced from 8 exons.